Suillus subaureus is the source of this 189-nucleotide messenger RNA. RefSeq lists its product as uncharacterized. The transcript has a single exon. The annotation marks the transcript as partial. The record is from RefSeq and is a predicted model, not a curated record. NCBI's taxonomy places the organism in Eukaryota, Fungi, Basidiomycota, Agaricomycetes, Boletales, Suillaceae.
AGAUGGGAUGUCCUCUAUCUAACCCACCACCACACACACCCCCAAUCUAAAACCCGCACAUGUAUAUUUGUAAACAAGUCCCUAGAUACUAAUCAUUGGAGACAGAUACCCUUUUCCUCAUCUGAUGUCACUAUUGUACAACUAUCUGGACCAUACAGAACUUGUACCAUCCUGAACAUAUACAACAAC